AUGGCGGACCUUGAUGCAAAAAUCAAGUCUGUUAAUGAUAAAAUUAAAAAAGAAGAACAAAUUCGCCAAGCAGCCAUUAAAGUAAAGUCACAAACUCCCAAUACAGUAGUUCAAGCUCAAUGUGAACGUAACAUUGAAGAUUCUUCGAGGAAUAUUGAUUAUUUAACAAAUGAAUUAGAAAAAUUGCAUUUUAAACAACAAAGCGGUAUUAUUAAUAGUGGCGGUAGUCCUCUUCCUCCUACACCAUCACAACAACAACAAUUCCCUCCCCCACAAUCACAAAAUAAUAUUUCACAAGUUGGAUAUGGUGGUGGUGGAUAUUAUCAACCUCAACAACAGCUGCAAUCACCAUCACCAAUGAGUCCUCAAUCUGCUACUAAUUCACCUUACUCAUAUCCUCCUCCUCCAAAUCAACAACAAUUACAAUACCAAUACCCACAACAAGAUCCUUACCAACAACAACAACCACAAGUUGGCUAUAAUAACAACAAUAAUAAUAAUUAUGGUCAACCUUAUCAAUAUCCACCACAACAAAAUUUAAAUCAACAGCAACAAUUUCAACAGCAGCAGCAGCAGCAGCAAAAAAAUUCAUCACUGCAUACACCACAUAAAAGGCCUGCUCUAUCUAAUUUAGGCAAGUUUUUUAUUUCCUAA
Entrophospora sp. SA101 is the source of this 654-nucleotide messenger RNA. The record is from the annotation of a GenBank genome assembly. NCBI's taxonomy places the organism in Eukaryota, Fungi, Glomeromycota, Glomeromycetes, Entrophosporales, Entrophosporaceae.